UGCAAAAUGAUUUUAAUGAUUUCAACGAAUUAUCUGAAUCUACAAGAUCUCCGGCAAGUGAAUCUUAUGACCUUAGAAAUCUUAUGGUUAAUAGUCCCUGGAGGAUCUCACAAACAGACAUGACUCAAGCUGAUAAUUCUGCAUAUUAA
Messenger RNA from Dentiscutata erythropus, 149 nucleotides. The record is from the annotation of a GenBank genome assembly. NCBI's taxonomy places the organism in Eukaryota, Fungi, Glomeromycota, Glomeromycetes, Diversisporales, Gigasporaceae.